CAUAUAAAAUAUCAAAAUCCGCAUUAAAUUGUAAAAAUUUCAUACAAAACUCAGAAAUAUCUUGAGAAAUUUGUGUGAAAAGUGUCAAAAAGUACCAAAAGAAUCGAUAUUGUGUAUAAAUAAGAGUUAAGCACACUGAAUUUAUGAAAAAAAGCGUAUAAACGAAAAUUCGAUUGCGCCGCCAUUUGCAUUUUUAUUUUUUCUAAUCAUCAGCCUUAAGCAUCGUGUGUAAAUUUUACAAGUUAAACUCUCUAAAACCGACUAAACAUGCUUUUGUUGGCUAAAAGACGUAAAAGAUAAAUAAAUAUAAUACAAAAAUAGUGCAAAAGCAUCUUUACCUUACAUCUGUGAGCAAAAUAUUAAUUUAGGCGUACCGAAUAUGGAUACGGGCACCUUUGACCUGCCAAAUGAUAUUUUCGAUCCAGAUUUGGCGUAUUUGAACGACGAUAUUAUCGACCCCAAGGUCGAGUUAGAAAAUGUGGCGAAACAAGUUGACGCGUCUGUUACGCUUGAACAAAAUACAGCUCUCACAAAAAUAGUGAAGAAGACAAAGCCAUCGACAUCGUCACAACCUGUUUUGGGCAACUUAAAAGUUCAAGUGAGAAAGCGUUCUUCGGGAGAAUUGUUGUCUUUGCUUAGCGGUGAGCAAUCGCCCGACGAUAAACCCGGAACAAGUUCGUCUACCGAUGUAGCUUCGAAUUUAAUGCCUGCGCCGGAAGAACCAUGUUACUUUCCGGAAAAAUGGCCCGGCAAAGUUUGCAUUUUAUGCAAUCUUGGCGAACGAAGUCAAUUGGGACAAGGCGAAAUGUUGCGUAUGGAAGCCGUCGAAGAAGAAGCUGGCAACGGAAACUUGUCAACGUUGACGACGGAAGAAAAAGCAGAUGCAUUGUCACAAGAAGCAGAAAAAGCAGCUAAUGCAUUAACAGCUGGCAUUUUGGCGAGCAACAAACGUCAAAAAGGUGUCAAUAAAUGUAAAGUACCUGCAGCCAAUGCCGAAUAUGUCGACGAAUUAGAGCGCAUUGGACACACAGAGCUAUCCGAGUUCUCGGCAUUUGUUGACUCUGGUCACUAUUACGUUCAUCGUUCUUGUGCAAUAUGGUCGUUUGGAGUGCAACGUGAAGCAAAUGGAUCUCUCACAAAUGUGCUCGCCGUUGUAACUCAAGCUUUGAAGGCAAAGUGCAGCUAUUGUUCACGAUAUGGCGCGAGUCUCGUAUGUAAAAUGUCGUGUUCAAAGAACUUUCAUUUUCCCUGUGUUGCUGCUGCCGGAGGAUUUCAAGUCAUACAAUCAUUUACCUCAUUUUGUAAAGAACAUUUAGGACAAGUGCCUCUAGUUUGUACGGAUGACAUAAAUUGUAGAGUUUGCUCAGGAUUGGGAGACGUCGGAAAUCUAAUGAUGUGCUCUCGGUGUGGUGACCAUUAUCAUGGUUCAUGCAAGGGAAUCGCACAAUUGCCUGGCGCUCGUGCUGGAUGGCAAUGUGACUCUUGUCGUAUGUGCCAAAUAUGUCGUGUACCUGACUCCGCUGAAGGGCGUCUCUUGUCCUGUGAGCUAUGUGACAAAGUUUAUCACGUAAACUGUAUCCGUCCCGUGAUGACGUCAGUUCCAAAAUACGGAUGGAAAUGUCGUUGUUGUCGUGUCUGCACUGAUUGCGGAGCACGAACACCCGGAGCAGGAGCUUCGUCACGCUGGCAUAAUCAUUACACUGUUUGCGACUCAUGUUACCAGCAACGCAACAAGGGCUAUUCUUGUCCUGUUUGUAAUCGAGCUUAUCGGGCAGCUGCAUACAGAGAAAUGGUCAAAUGCAGUGCUUGUCAAAAGUUUGUGCAUGCAACAUGUGAUCCAGAUGCAGAACUAACAACUUAUCAAGCCAAAAAAGAAACAAAUCCAGAAUACGAAUAUGUGUGCGGGCCAUGUAAUAAGCUUGUUCAUACGGGGCGAAUUGCUGCUGCCAUGCGACGAAAUAGCACCCUGGAUGACGAGAGUGUCGGAAGUCAAGAAAAUUUUGAUAUGGAUAUGGAAAUUGAAGAAAUAAAAAUUAGUGCAAGUGACAUUGGGCUUGGGAAAGGAAAACCAACUAGCUUAGUUGCAAGUAAAAUUGCAAAGAAACGCUUAGGAUUGCAUCAUGGCGCUGGCAUAACAAAAGCAAAAGUUGCUGCAGGAAAAUUGCCAUAUCUGAAAAAACAAAGAUUUGGCGACUUUGGUCGUAAAAAGAGUAUGAAAUCGAAAACGGCAACGGGCGUUUUUGGAACAGCUGGCGUUUCCUUACAAAAACCAUUAGCAGAUAUAAACAAAAGUGCAACUGAAGAUGAUGCAAAUGACAAUCGACUUGUCUUGUGCUCAGCAAAAGAUAAAUUUGUUCUGACUCAAGAUAUUUGUGUCAUGUGUGGUGCGAUUGGAACAGAUCACGAAGGCUGUUUAAUUUCUUGCGCUCAAUGUGGUCAAUGUUAUCAUCCAUAUUGCAUCAAUAUCAAAAUAACGAAAGUAAUUCUUGAAAAGGGAUGGCGUUGUCUAGAUUGCACUGUUUGCGAAGGCUGUGGACAGAAAAACGACGAAGCACGUUUAAUUUUAUGUGACGAUUGUGAUGUCUCGUAUCAUACGUAUUGUAUGGAUCCUCCUUUAGAUUUUGUACCACACGGCAAUUGGAAGUGCAAAUGGUGCGCUUCGUGCCAAAAAUGCGGCGGAAAUGUUCCUGGAUUCAAUUGUACUUGGAUGAAUAGUUAUACAGAGUGUGGGCCAUGUGCUAGUCAAACAAGUUGUUGCGUCUGUGAGGAAGGUUACGCAGAUGGAGAACUUAUUAUUCAAUGUACUCAAUGUGAUAGAUGGUUGCAUUGUUUGUGUGACACAAUUAGAAAUGAAGCUGAAGCUGAUAAAUGUAGCGAAGAGGGAUACAGUUGCCCAUUGUGCAGACCAGCUGGCGUUCCUCCGCCGCAUUUGAGACCCAAAAAGAAAGUGCCCGAAAAAUCAUCUAAAACGCCUACUUCAAAGACUCCAGAUGGCGAUAAAGAUUAUCCGUUGUCUUUGGAAGGAACACAUUUCCUUGACGGAGUUUGCCUAAACGAUCAUGGCUUGAAUCAAAUAAAAUAUUUACAAGCAGAAUUGAGUAAACAACGUCCAAAGAGAAAACCAAAAACAGCUGAGCUCCCUCCUCCAUUGCCAAAGGAUGAUGGAAUUCUUGCUGCAAUUGAGUCAGUCGUUGCUAGUACUAGUCUUGAUAAUUCUAUGGAAGAUGUCAAGGUUGAUAUGCUUGAUCCUAAGGAAGAAGCAGAAAUUUACAAAGAUGGCAUGCCUUGGACAACAACAGAUCCGCCACCCGAAGGAUUUUCUGUUUUUACAACAGAACAAGGAACCGUUGUUUUGCGAAAGAAACGACAACGCAACUUGCAAAAACUCGGAAUUGGAGGUUUUGCUGUUCGCAAUCGAAACUUUCGUCAAAAAGACGAAGGCGAAGAUUUUGAAAGCAUGGCACAAACAAUGGACCAAUCAAAUACUUGCGACGUUGUCGAUACACCUACAGCACUCAAUCCUCCAGACCUCAAUAAAAAUAAAAAGAAACAGCAACGGAAAAAGAACAAAAGUAAAUUAAUUGAAACAUAUCCCAACUACCUCCAAGAAGCCUUUUUCGGAAAAUCAUUAUUAGAUCCAUUACCACAAGUUAAAUUUGAAAUACAAAGCAGCGAUGAUGAAUUAAAAACAGAAGUCUCAGAUGACAAAACUAUAAAACUAAAUGCCGAUGAGCUCAAACUAAUUGAAGCAGUCAAAUGCAAAAAUGAACAAGAAAACAGCGACAAAAUUGAAAAACCGCUGGAAAAUAAAACACUUACUCGAGUACAAGAAAUCAAAAAAGAAGAAGCUGCUUUAGACGAUGACGAAAACAACAGUGACACAGAAGCAUUGAAAGAAAUGCUGGGACUACCAAACGAUUUGGUCGACAACGAUCUUAUUACUUCUAUAAUGAACGAAGAUGAGCUUUCCAAAGCAUCAGCUGGCUUAGACGAUGUAACGCCAAAAGAUGAGUUGGCUGACAUGCUAACUGAUCCUCAUUUCAAUUUGGACUCAUUGGGUACAAUGGAUGGCAAAGACGUCGAAGAAAUUUUCAAAGGAGUCCUGACUGAUGAGUCUCAAGAAUCACAAGAAUCUAUUUUUGCAAACUCUGUGAACAGUGGCAUGACAUACUCACGAACAUCUACGCCGCAACACGUUGCUAACAUUCAAUCACCGAGUGUCAUGCAAUCUCCAAGUCGUCUUGUUCCACAGCAGCAGCAACAACCCCUUAUGCAGGCACAGCAAAAUAUUAUUCAAACUCAACCAAAUCAGAUGAUUGCGCAACAAAUACACACAACUGCCAUACCACAGCAACAACAAAUUCGUACAAUGCCAGGAGGACAACAAUAUCAUGUAACUCAAGGGCAAAUAUCACAAAUGCAGCCCGGAAUGGUUCAACAGCAAACGAUGCAAAUGCAAGGACCACAAGGUGUUCCCCAACAACAGCAGCAGCAACAAAACAUUCCAAUAGUUGGACAAGUUCAUCAAAUGAACAGAGGGUACUAUCAUACAUAUCAUUAUCGUGAUAAUAAUUACAAUAUGCAUCAAAGGAACCAAUUUAGUCCAUUAUACGGACCAAAUGGAGAACAAUUACAACCGGCGCAGAACAUACAGCCCGUUCAAGGAAAUCCUCAACAAUGGCAACAAAAUGUUAACAUUUCGAACCAACAAAUGUCAACGACAAUGGUUCCCGUAAUGGAUGUUAAUAUGGUAACAGGGCAAGUGCCUGGAGGAGAUGAUAUGAGUAUGUCAUCAGCUCCAUUGAGUUACAAUCAGAAAAAUUCAGAGCGUAUGCGCCUUGACGAAGCACUCAAUAAUGACGCUACAAUUUCAUGUGUUUUAUAUGCAAACACAAAUCAUCCUGAGUUACGCAACGAAUAUCCCAUUUGGGCAGAUCGUUUCAAACAGAUUCUCAAAAAGUGGCGAACUUUGUCAAAUGAACAAAAACAACCUUACUUGACAAAAGCUCGAGAGAAUCGAUCAGCUAUCCGUAUGAAGAAAGCGCAACAGGUUCAACCUCAGAGUUCUCCCAAAGAAUCCAGCAGUAGUAAUCCAUCGCCAGCAACUACGCCACAGACGAUCAUCCCCAAUACGCCAACCGAUCAAUUGGACCAAGGACAAACUAUUAUUGUACAACACGCUGGUCCUAAUGCACAGCAAAUUCAUCUUGUUGGUGCACAGCAGCAGACACAACAACUUAAUACAGUGCAACAGCAGCCUAACGUUGUGUUGCCUGCAGCCUCUCCCAUACAACAAUCACCUGUAUCUCAACAACAACUCAUUGAGGAUCAAGAAAAAAUCAAUGCGCAACAAAAGAGUCAGCGCGAAGCUGAACAAGAAAAUAAAUGGAAGCAAAUGCAAGCGCAUCGUGCUCGUGAGCAGCAAAUGCAACAACAAUUGAGCUUCAAUCCUGAUCCGAACGGUCAACCUCAACUUCAGCAACCAAAUAUAGAUAUCAAUAUGUCACCAAAUUCGAGGCAACAAUUUGUCACUCCGAUAAACAAAAUUCAUCCAAGUAUGACACCUCAAAGUCCAAACGCAGCAAAUUUCCAACAUCCUGGCAUGCAAAGGCAGAUGUCACAACCAAACAUGAUGCCUCGACAAAUGAAUCCUGCACAACAAAGGCCAAUGAAUCAAAGUCCCUUCUCACCUCAAACGCCUGGAACUCCCCAAUCGCCUCAUGAUUUGUUCCCUAAUCCUCCCGUUCAAACAGGAGUUGAUCAAUUUCAACGACCUGAAGGAAAUCAAGAUGUUUUUCAAAGUCCUCAACCACAAAGAGUUGGUCAGGAAAGUCCAAAUCAAACAGCAAAUCGUAGUCCUGCAUAUCAAAUGGCUCCGCAAUCUAGUCAACCACAGCCUGGAUAUGCUCCCGGAACUCCUCGACCAAACUUUAGUACAAACACUGUCAGACCAACAGUUUAUGCACGACCCGGAGAGUUAUUCAUACCAGGCGGAAACAAUACUCCUCCGUUCCAAUCUCCUCGUGCAGAAACAUUCCAGCAACCUUCACCGCAAGAAGGAAAUCGUCAAUUAAGAGAUUUAUUGCAACGCCAACAGGCUCCUACUCAAAAUCAACAAUCGCCAAAUCCAGCUCAAUCUCCAACACAAAUGUUCGAUAACCAAAGUAAUUUACAAAGUCCUGUAAAUGCACAGAAUCCAGCAGAUAAUUUCCGACAACCACUUCCUCCAGGUAUGAUACAACGCCCAACUCGAAUGCCAGCAACAAUGAUGUCUGGAGGUACAAUUAUCAGAAAUCAAUUGAUGCAAGGAGGUCAAAUUGUUCAAGGACCUCGUGCUGUUGUUAUGACAGGGGAUGUUCGACAAAAAUUCUUACGACAAGGCAAUGUUAUUACGCAACAACAAGUAAUAAUGCAAGGAGGUCAACAAUUUAUUAUUGGUCCACAAGGACAAAGAAUGCCUGUCAUGCAACAACAAACUAUGCAGCAAUCUGCGACAGGAGAUCAGAAUAUUCUAUUGCAGCAAAGACUUCAGCAGCGACAAGUACUCGUUGGGCAGCAAAAUAUGCAACAAAUUCAAACUAACCAACAAAUUACUCAUCAAUCGAAUAUUCAAGGAUCCUCAGAUCCAGCUUCUGCACAAAGUACGGGAGAACAACAAGAAAUUCCUGAUAUUGUAACUGCAGAAAUUGAAAAACUUGAACGAGAACAAGAAGAAACAGGAGAAGUAGAAGGCGUUGGUGAAUUCCUCACAAAAUUGGAAGACGAUGAUGAUGAGUUGUUAGUUUCAUUGACGACUGAUAUGGGAGAUGACUUUAACCUUUUGGAAUAUGCUGAUCCAGAAUUAGAAGGCGAUGGAGAAAAAUCUAACUUUUUGGACAGUCUUGAUUUAGAUGAGCCAAUAUUAGAUGUAGCUAUGGAUAAAACUGAAGAGAAAAAAGUCGAACAACCAAAGGUAGUUCCAAAACAAACUAUUCCGCAACAGGCUUCACAGCCAACGACAAAUAUUCAGAUGAAUCAACAAAUACAAAUGCAAGGAAAUAUGCAACAAAACAUUAUCCAACAACAAGGACAACAAACACAGCAUGUUAUUGUCAAUACACAACAAGCUCCAGGUCAAACAGCUAUUCAUCGUUUCAAGACAUUACCUCAAGGGCAAAUCACACAACAAAUGUUGCCGGCUAAUUUUCAACAAAUUCAGCAACAGAUGCUACAUCAGAUUCAACAAGCAGCUGCAAUGGGAAAACCAAUGGCUCCCGGAACACAACUUCAAAUGGAUGGUGUCAUUGGCAUUGUAACUGCUAAUAACGGAGUCCAAAUUAGUUUGCCUAACAUGAUAAACAGGCAAGGAAUAAUUCAAAAUCGUCCCGGCAUUCAGCAUAUAAGAAUGCAAGGUCAAAAUAUUCCUGGUCAACAAGGUCCUCGAAUGAUGCAUAUUCAAGGAACUCGAAUUAUCCAUCAGACACAAUUACCUCAACAAACAACUACUGUUGUUCAAAAUCAACAAAAUACAUUAGUGCAACAGCUUCAGCAACCAUCAACUGGUCAAUCGGCUGCUCCUCCGCCGCCGUAUCCGGAGCCUCCUCCGCCAUAUCCAGGAGCAAAUGCUCAAGGAAAUCAGGAACAACCUCUUCUUUUGGAAGAACUCGUAGAACAGGAAAAACGAGAGCAAGCUCAAGGACAGCCUGGUCAAAGUAUGAUAAAUCCAAGCUUGGUUAAUAAUCCGGAAUAUGAAAAAAUUCAUGCAGAUUUAGUUGGAUCAACAUCGCAAAUGUUACAAAAUAACCAACAAAUUAUGACUCAACCUGGAAUUCAAAGAGCGGUUAACAAUCCAGGAAUCCGAGCACAAUUCAUGCCGCGAGGAGUUCAAAAUAUGCAACAAGGAAAUUGGAGACCUCAAAUGCCUCAAACUCCUUCAGGUCAACCUCCAAUGAGCUCGCCGACAAUUUCAACAAUGCAACAACCUCCCGCUCCAUCUACGGGAGGAACAAUUCAACAGACUGUUCCAUUGUAUCAAGCUAAUUUCCAACCAGCGCCUCCUGUUCCGCCAGAAAAUAUUCAGAGUGAAGCUGAUGAGCGUGCACAAAAAUUGUAUGAACAAUGGCUUGAAUCUCACAAUAUAGCACUGACAAAUCAACUUAACUACUAUGAAACUGAAGUUCAAAAGCUUCGAAAAGCUCGCAAAACGCUGAAUAGUAAGCAAAGACAACUCAAAAAGACAGGAGCUGAUUUAAGUGAUGAGGAUCAACGUGAACUGGCUAAAGUUCUUCAAGAGCAAAGUAUUAUUCAAAAGCAACUUGAACAAUCUCGUAAGCAGAUGAAACAACAUACUUCAACAAAACAAGAGUAUGAAAGCAAGAAAAUGGCUAAAUUACAACCUCAAGGGCAGCCAGGACAAUCUCCUGCUCAUAUGGAAAAUCAAUCACAAUUAAUGCAUCCUGGUCAGUCUCCUAUGAAUCCACAAAUGAUGCAUCAACCAGUUCCAAGUCCUUUACAAUCACCAAGUCCAUUAAUGGCAUCUCAAAGUCCCGGACCAUCUAUUUUGCAAAGCCCAAGUAAUCACAAUUCUCAAAGCGCAAUGUCUCCAUACAAUACUAUGAGCCAAUCGCCGCGCAUUGGAACACCGCACACUCCAAUCGAUGACAAUCCGUUUAGUCCAAAUAACAUGGUUGCUGGACCUUCUCCUUCGCCAUCACUUCAAGGAAGGCUUACUUCGCCUGCGCCUCGAAUGACAUCGCCUCAACAUCGUAUGGCAGCUCCUGUUAUGGCAGGAGGUCGAUUGAUCACUGCAAGCCCAGGUCAACAAUUUCAAGGGCAACAAAAUAUCGUUGUUCAAAGUCAAUUCCAAAAUCAAAUGCAACAACCUGGAGUACAAAUGCAAGGGCAAAUGCGUUUUGUUCGUCCUCAAAUGAUGUCAAACGAUCCAAAUUUGCGUAUGAGAAUGCCUGCAAACUUCCAACAAGGUCAAAUUCAACAAAUAAGACAAGUUCAGCAAGGCUACACAUCUCCGAUUGGAAGUCCUCAGUCAACACAAAUGCAAAUUCAACAACAACAGCAACCUGGAAUGGGCGAUGGAAUGAUAAUGCAAAACAAUAGAGGAAUGCAGCAAAUGGUUCAGCAACGGCAAAUGAUGCAACAACGUCAAAUGCAACAACAAAUGCAAGUUCAAAAUAACCAAAAUAUGCAAGUAAUGAAUUCACAAAUGAUGAAUCAGCAACAAAAUCAGCAAACAAUUGUCCAAAUGCAACAAAAUCAAUACGCAAGACAGAGCCCAAUUCAUCAACAACCUCCAUCUCCAUUGCUUAGUCAAAAUAAUCCAAAUUCGCCAAUGACUCCUCGCUCACCAAUGGUUAAUUAUGGUCAGCAGCAACAACAGCAAAAUCCAACAAGUCCAAUGAUGAUGGGAAAUUCUCCGCUUAUGAGACGCCCUCCAAGCACUGGAUUGCCAGAAAGACCUCAAAGCGUUGAAAGUUCUCCAAGAAUGAAUCAAUAUGGCAUGGAUCAAAGCAGCGGAGGAGGCGGAGGAAACAUUCCGGGAAAUCCGAUUCCUUGUUUACCUCCAGCUGACUUCUUCUAUCGCAAGCCUGGUUUGCGAGGCGGAACUCCAAUGUGGGGAGCAGGAAGAGGAAAACGACCUCCAGGUCCCCAAAAUACUCGACAAGGAAAUGCUAAAACUACAAUCGUCAAAAAUAAACCAAUUCUCAUUGUCAAUACAAGUCAAAUGACUGCAUCAUCAUCCGCUGAACAAGGACAAAGUUCUUCGGCAUCAGAUAAACGAGCAAAAUUACAAAAACAAGAGAGUGUUGUUAUUGUUGACAGUAGUCCUGAACGUAUGAUGGAUUACGAUGAUGACAAUGACAAGAGUCUCGUUGCGGCAGAAGUUUCUCUUAGUUCAGUUGCCCAGCAUAUUGGAGAAAAUGAUGAAAUUCAUAUAGAACAAUACAAUUCAGGUUUUGACAACAUUGCAUCAAGUCCAUUAGAUGGAACAGAAGCCAAUGACGAAUACGUUCUAUUCAACUCAGAUGUUGUAAACUACGAUGAUGAAUCAUUACGCACAAAAGAAACAAAUAUGGCAGAAGAAGAAUCGCAAGGAGAAAUCCGUAUAAUAGAGACGCCAAAUGUUGAAGUGUCUUCAGAAGUUGUUCGUGUAGCAAGCGCGAAAGUCACAGCAACGACAGAAGAUUUCGAGGCAAUGAUUGAUCACGGAAGUAAGGAUGGAGAUGGAGUUGACAAUAAAUCAGCAUCCACGAGUACUAAACAAACAAUUGCAGCUAAACAAGAACCACCUGUAAUAACAAUUUCGCAAGCAAAAGUUCCUGCAUCACAAAUUCAAGCUCAACAAAUUCAACAAAAACAAACUACAUAUAGUCGAACAAUAAUUCCGGGAAAUCUUCUUUCGGGAGCAACAAUUGUAACAUCAUCUGCUGCUGCAGUUGCUGCUCAUAAAAAAGAUGGAACACAAACAACAGCAAAAGUUUCAAUUGGAAAUAAAACGAUUCAUGUCCCUGUACUAAAAAGUGGCUUUUUGCAACAAGGAACGCAGCAACAAGGUAAACAAAUUCAGAUGAAGAAGAUUGGCCCGCAGUCAUCCAUCAACUUGAUUAAAAAUCCCACGAUUAUUCAAGUUGGAAACAGAAGUAUUAAAAAUCCGAAUAUUGUCACGUUAUCGUCGCUUAAUUUGACAACACCCAUCAAUCCUGCGAUUCUAACAAAAGCAUUUAUUCGUCCUAUGAAUGCUAAUGUUCAUAAAGUUGAUGUCGUAACAACUGGCGAUAAGUCAAAAACUCAAAUAACACAAAUUCAACAACAUGCAACGCAAUCUACAGCGACAGUUAAUGAAAAAUUUAUACAAAUUCAAACAAAACCAUCUUCAUCACAAGCCACAAUGUCCUUCACAAAGCUUUCAUCUCUAAUGAUGACUCAAGAUGCAUCUUUACCAACAAAAAUAUUUGAAGAUGAAUCCGUAUCUCCGGACAACAGUACGACAGAAGUUGCGGAAGACACAAAUAAUUCUAUUACCGUAACUAAAAAAGUUGUCGAGCAAAAGCAAGUUACAUCAAAAUCUGACGAUAAAGGAGAUAGCGACGAAUUGAUGGAUAUGAUGGCAUCUAUUACCGGUGAGUCAAAAUUGUCUCCGCCUACGAAUGUUCAACAAGUCAAAUCCGAUGUUGUCAAUACAGACGACUUGGUUUCGACGCUCAGCGAUAACUCUCAAGAUUCAAAAGACGGAAUAAAGGUCGUUCAAGCGUCUCCUAACUCAAAUCAAAUGGAGGGAAAGAAACAAGGAGUAAUUCCUGUUCAUGUUAUAAUUAAAUCGCGUGAAUCAUCUUCCAGUCCAAUUUUACAAGGAAACGUUGGGCAGCGACUUGUAUCGGUUGUACCGCAAUUAAGUCCAUUGUCACAACCGAAUGAAUUGACACAAAAUGUAACAAAUGUUUCGCAACAAUUGCGAAAUAUCAUGUCAUCGAUCAAUCCGGGAACAACAAUAUCUCAAAACACAAAUCAGAAUGCAAAGAAAGAAGAUUCAGAAACAAAGCCAGAAACAACAAUCCAAAAACAAAUAGUUAAAACAGAACAAUCACAACAAGGCACAAUAUUGGCUACACAUUUGCAACAGAUUAGCUCACAACCGCCAAUCUCGGCUCCAUUAACAUCUCAGCAAGGUAACAUUGUGGUUGUUAAGCAUAUACGAAAUCCAAAUACUCAAGAUGGUCAAGGAAAUAAUGGACAAACAAUUGUCGUAAUGAGUCAACCACAAAUGUUGCCGGGAAAUAAUUCAGUUAUAAUCACACAAGGAGCGCUGAAUAAACAACAAACAAGUAUUUUGAGCAAUCAAUUGCAAGGAGUGACACAACAAGGUGUUACGCGAAUUAUAAACUACUCAGAAAACCAAAGUCAACCGCCUGCGUUAGUUGUAACAGGUCGCCAAGGUGUUACUGGACAGCAAAUUGCUGUAGCUUCUUCAUCAGGCGGAAGUAUUUUGAGCGCUACAUUAUCACAACCUCCCGUGAGCAAGACAGUUAAUGUCUCUAAUGCAACAAUAACUAAUUUACUUCAAACGCAGUUGACGUCACCGUCGUUCCGUCGGAGCAAAUCAACUGACGAGGUUCCUGCAUUCAUGAAAGAUAAUAUUCCGGGACACAUAACGGGCAUCAAACGUCAUAGCAUCGAAGCAAGCAGUAUCAAACCAGAACCAAUGGAUACGGAUGAAAAUAACGUAAGCUCAACAACGACAUCUGUCACAUUGUCGAGCAAGCCAAACGAAGCGUCAUCCAGCAAUUCCAUCACAAUUGUAACAAACCGAAUAACAUCCAUGCCUGCACCGCAAGUCAAACAAGAUAACGAGUCGCAAAAUGUUCUGUUGAAACAGCUGUUGCAAAAUUCAGGCAGCAGUGUCAGUGUAACUCCAACAACAACAACUCUAACAAACAGACCAUUGUCAACUGUUUUAACGAGCCAAUCACGAGCUCCAAGCUUAGGAUUUGCAAGUUCUUUGGAAGAUCAGCUAUCAAGACCCGUAAUUCCUCCGAAUUUGAAUCAACCCGUAUCAAUUUCAAGCAGCUCUGCUUCGCUUAUGAAUACGCAAUCGAUCAACAAAACAACUAUCACAACGCAAUCAAGUACAGAUUCUUUGAAGAGCAAUAUUGUAACUUCAAAGUUGGUUACACGAGAAACGUCUUUUGUCUCAAAGCCCGCAACAACGUCAGCUACUCCGACAGUAACUACUCAGUCAUUUGUCACGCCGUUACAUAACAGUCAUAAUCAGAGUUCUGUGAGCGAGAUCCGUAAAAUCAUCGGAAGUACAUUUGCCAACAAAGAUGAAGGAAGUUCAUUCUUGUCUUCAUCUAUUUUGCAGACUUCAAAACUUGCCGAAACUUCUCGUGAAUCGCCGCCCGUUUCCAAAACAUCUGAAACAACAGAAACUUCGCAAACUCUUCCUCCAACCACACAACAAGAGCAAAUGCCACGCAUUGAUGGCAGUAUUAGCAGUGGUCCUCCGCCAAAUGUUGUAAUUAAGAAGGAAGACAUGGUUCCUACGAAUAUUCUACAAUCGUCACUCGCAGCACAGCAGCAACGCACAACAACUAUUGAAAAUCCAAAUACUCCUGCUGCUAUUUCGGCGAUUCUUAGUCAGUCUUUGAAUCAACAACAACAGCAAUCUACUAUCCAGCCAGCAUCUCAAGUCACAACAACUAUGACUCCUGUUACGGUGCAAAGUACAACAAUAAUGAAAGUUGAUCCAAAUUCCGCUGUUGUUACGACGAAUCAACCACAAGCUCCGGAAAUGAUCAUCAAACAAGAGAUAAAAAUCGAAAAAGACAUUGAAGGACAUCAAGAUUCACUUGGUUCAAACAUAACUCCUACAAUGGAAAUCAAGAAAGAAAUUAUUGGCAUGCCACAAAUGCAGCCAACUACAGGAAGUUUUAUGUCACAAAAUACUCCAACGACAGAAAAAACAAGGGAGGAAAUUGAAGCAGAGAUAAAAGAGCGGGAACUUGCUGCCUUGGAAUUAAAGAAGAAGAAACGACGAGAAUAUCAAAAGAAUCGUCGACAACAACAACUUCUCAAAAACGAACAACUUAAAACGCUAAAGAAGACCAAAAAACCAUCUAAAUACGAAGAAGACUACGAUACCUUCAUUGACAAUCUGAUAACACAAAUUCGCCAAUUACCGCCUAUGCAAGUGUUGGAGCCUUUGCUUCCGAGAAAUUAUAACGUUUGUGCCAUGCAUGGAACAGGCGAUUUGAGCAAAUUUUCAACUCAAAAGAAUUAUAGUUUCAUAAACGGAGACUUGGUAGGCGAAUUUGGAAAAGCUGAAUUACCAUCAGUUGGAGACUACUUCAAUAUCAAACCGUUUGGAUAUAAAGAUCCCGUGCCAAAAGCAAUUCCUGUCUCAACGCAAUGGGGCUUUUACGACGCAGAAUUCCCCAUUAUUAGAUUUGACGAAGCCGAUGAUCGUCGACGAUACGAUUUCGGGCAUAAAGAUCGAGAUAAUGACACGCCAGACAGCAUCAUCAGCUCAAGUAGUCCUGAAUGUGUGCGUUACGAUCCUCCCGUAAUGUAUCCCGGCUUACGUUUGAUCAAGGAAGAAGAAAGCGAAGACGAAGAAUUGGUUAUCUCGAAACGCAUGUCUCCAACUGUGCCCAUUGUUGCUCCUGUGCCAAUCAGAUUGAAACCUGGAUCGGUCAUUAAUGUCGAGAAAAUGCACGAAAGUGGCAGUAACAACAAAGAAAAUGAAGGCACGAAGGAUAUUGUCUCACUUAAGAGUCGAUUGGGAGCAACAACGCCUUUGAAAGACUCAAGUAACUUGACAGUGACUCUAACACUCACGUCAUCAGCUGCCGAAGACAUCAUGGGAGUUCUGAGGGAUUUGGCGAACAUUUUGCAUAUUCCUCCGCCGAAUAGUUAUCAAAUUGUUGAGCGAACACAAACGCCGCCAAGUCAAAAAUUGGGUCUUUAUCGCAUCAAAGGCAAGGAUGGAAAAGAAGGAGAACCAAUUGACAUUCAAACGAUCUUAAAUGGAAAUGCCAAAUUCUGUCGACAUUGCGAUGUUGUCAUUCUGAAUCAAGUCGUGAGAGCAAAAUCUUCAGAUUUCCCAUUAUUGGCUAACAAUACAAACAAAUUGGAAUUCGAAUCAGAAGAUUUGUACUUCUGCAGUCGUUCGUGUUAUAAACAGUUCCAAUGGCGCCCAACUAACAUCACCGAAGAUAAACAAUUAGACUCGAAUGGCAACACAAAACUUGGAGUAUUCGACUUCGAAGACGACUCGAUGAAAAUGGAAGUUGAUGCAGAUGAAUCUAGCAAAACGUCGAUUAGCAGCAUGGAUAGCAAGAGCGAAAAAUCACGCAAAUUAAUCGAUGACUGUGAUCUUCCUCCUGCAAAAGCUCCCAAAUUGGUUCGUUGGCGCACAUAUUCAUCUUCUGUGUUCCCUUCGCCGCCGAAGAUCAAGCGAGAAACCGAACGAGAAAUUGUCCAAAACUUGUUCAGGAUGAAUAUCACGGUAACAGCUGGGCCAAAAACUGAUGAUACGAGAAAAUGCAUCUUUUGUCAUCAAAUCGGCGAUGGCGUUGCUGAUGGUCCAAGUCGUCUUCUCAACUUUGAUGUCGAUAAAUGGGUGCAUCUCAAUUGUGCUUUGUGGUCCGAUGGCGUUUACGAAACGGAAAAUGGAGCACUAAUGAACUUGGAAGCUGCACUUCAACAAAGUUUGACAACAACAUGCUACAUUUGCAAUCAACUUGGAGCGACGAUCAAAUGUUUCAAAAAUCGCUGUGCAAGUGUGUAUCACUUGAAUUGUGCUUUGAAAGACAGUUGUGUCUUUUACAAGAACAAAUCAAUGAUGUGUCAAGUACAUGCAACGAAGAGCGAACGAGAUCAAGAACUUACAACGUUGAGUGUUCAGCGACGCGUUUACGUUGAACGCGAUGAAUGUCGUCAAGUUGCUUCCGUGAUGCAUCAUUCGGAACUUAGCAAUCUGAUGCGUGUUGGUAGUUUGAUUUUCUUGAAUGUUGGUCAAAUUUUGCCGCAUCAAUUGCAAGCGUUCCAUACAUCGAAUUUCAUCUAUCCGAUUGGCUACAAAAUGAUUCGUUUCUAUUGGUCGAUGCGACAUCCCAAUAAGCGUUGUCGUUACGUAUGUUCAAUCGCCGAUGUUUGCGGACGUCCUGAAUUCCGUGUUUUGGUGCAGGAACAAAAUGAAGAAGACAUCGAGUUACGUGAUAAUUCACCGAAAGCUGUGUGGCAACGAAUUCUCGAACCAAUUGCUGAAUUGAGGAAAGACAAUCGUCUUAUUCAAUUGUUCCCGAAAUUCAUGACGGGCGAAGAUCUCUUCGGGUUGACUGAACCAUCGGUCGUUCGGAUUCUCGAAAGUCUUCCGGGAAUCGAAACAUUAACGGAUUAUCGGUUCAAGUACGGGAGGAAUCCCUUAUUGGAGCUUCCGCUAGCCAUAAAUCCAUCGGGCGCCGCAAGAACUGAGCCAAAGUUGAAACAAAGUGUGACAUGGAAGAAGCCACAUACGCAACGAACUGGAUCAACAAGCCAACGACCAACAUUUGUGUCAACGAAUACAGUAGCGGGAGAAGUAGCAUGUCCUUACAGCAAACAAUUUGUGCACUCAAAGAGCUCGCAGUACAAGAAGAUGAAACAAGAAUGGCGCAAUAAUGUCUUCUUAGCAAGAUCAAAAAUUCAAGGCUUAGGCUUGUACGCUGCACGUGACUUGGAAAAACACACGAUGGUCAUUGAGUACAUCGGUGAAAUCAUUCGCAGUGAACUAUCUGAAAGACGAGAGAAACAAUACGAAGACAAGAACCGCGGAAUUUACAUGUUCCGUUUGGAUGAAGAGCGUGUCGUUGAUGCCACAUUGAGCGGCGGUCUCGCACGUUACAUCAAUCAUUCAUGUAACCCGAAUUGUGUCACGGAAAUCGUUGAAGUAGAUCGAGAGGUGCGAAUUAUUAUAUUCGCCAAGCGACGAAUCAACAGAGGAGAAGAAUUAUCAUACGAUUACAAAUUCGACAUUGAAGACGAUGCCCACAAGAUUCAAUGCAUGUGCGGCGCUCCAAAUUGCCGAAAAUGGAUGAACUAAAAAAUUAACCAAAAAACACAGACAGAGAUACUAACAUUAACAGUGAUCAUCAUCUAAAAUUAAGAAAGAAAAAAAUCUCGAAAAGGAAUUUGGCGAUGGAUCGAAUUCAAUCAAGCAUUCCUGAAAUGACGAAAAAAAUAUCGAGAAGGAGAUUUUUUGUAGAUCAAUUUUAUUUUUAAUUAUUUUUUUUUGUAAAUAUUUUUAUUUUAUUAUUUUUAAAGCAAUAACUAAAAUGUAACACUUGUGUAUAUUUAGAACAAAAAGUCAACCGUUGCUUAGCAUUUUUAUGUUGACAAUUUCUUAUAAAUAAUUUAACGAUAUCAUA
Molecule: messenger RNA, 16898 nt
Organism: Culicoides brevitarsis
Lineage: Eukaryota; Metazoa; Arthropoda; Insecta; Diptera; Ceratopogonidae
Product: histone-lysine N-methyltransferase 2C-like
Exons: 14
Coding region: 380-16573 (5397 amino acids)
Biological process (GO): positive regulation of transcription by RNA polymerase II
Cellular component (GO): nucleus; MLL3/4 complex
Molecular function (GO): histone H3K4 methyltransferase activity; histone binding; transcription coactivator activity
Source: RefSeq, a predicted model, not a curated record